UUCUUGCAGCACUUGCAGGAAAGAGUUCAGUAAAAGUCGUAAUUUAAUGAAUCACAUGAAGAUCCACACUGGUGAAAGGCCGUACCUGUGCAAAACCUGCGGAAAAUCGUUUACUGAAUCAUCUGAUCUUAACCGGCACAUAACCACGCACACGGGCGAGAAGCCCUACAUCUGCAAAACUUGUGGAAAAAGUUACAGUCAACCUUCCAACCUGGUGAUUCACUCAAGGAUCCACACAGGCGAGAAGCCGUACUUGUGCAACACCUGCGGAAAAACCUUUACUAGAUCAUCAGUUCUUAAACGCCACAUAACCAUGCACACGGGCGAGAAGCCCUACAUCUGCAAAACUUGUGGAAAAAGUUACACAGAACGUUCCAACCUGGUGAUUCACUCGAGGACCCACACAGGCGAAAAGCCAUACAUGUGCAACACCUGCAGCAAAACCUUUACUAUUUUAUCGGAUCUUAAACGCCACAUAACCACGCACACGGGCGAGAAGCCCUACAGUUGCAAAACAUGUGGAAAGAGUUACAGGCUACGUUCCUACCUGGUGGCUCACUCGAGGAUACACACCGGUGAAAGGCCGUUUGUGUGCAACACCUGCGGAAAAACCUUUACUAAAUCAUCAAACCUUAAAAGCCACAUAACCACGCACACGGGCGAGAAGCCCUACAUCUGCAAAACAUGUGGAAAAAGUUACAGGCUACGUUCCCACCUGGUGGAUCACUCGAGGAUCCACACCGGCGAAAGGCCAUACCUGUGCAACACCUGCAACAAAACCUUUGCUGUAUCAUCACAUCUUAAACGGCACAUGACCACGCACACGGGCGAGCAGCGAUAUUUGUGCAAGACGCAGAAUUGAUUUGCUGAGUCACAUGAAAAAUCACCCGGAGGAGAAGUCUGGUGACUCGUGACAAAUGAAGCUCAUGUUGUUGUCCUCCGGGGGCAGCUGUCCACUCCUGGCUGACCCACAGAAGAAGAACCCGCAGAAGUCCAACCACCACCUCCUGUGGCUGAUGAGCCUAAUCCCCUCCCCACAAGGGUUGCAGGUUCAACCCAGAUUUAUGCUUCUCCGUCAACUUGACGCAGAGGGAACAAUGUGGUUGUGUACACUUUUUAAAGUUCUGCAUUGAGGUUG
This is a messenger RNA of Cololabis saira (Pacific saury), 1138 nucleotides long. Its product is annotated as zinc finger protein 271-like. The coding region runs from base 47 to 862 and encodes 271 amino acids. Gene Ontology annotation, biological process: regulation of transcription by RNA polymerase II. Gene Ontology annotation, molecular function: DNA-binding transcription factor activity; RNA polymerase II cis-regulatory region sequence-specific DNA binding. Lineage: Eukaryota; Metazoa; Chordata; Actinopteri; Beloniformes; Belonidae. The transcript has a single exon. The record is from RefSeq and is a predicted model, not a curated record.